AUGCGUUAUUCUUCGCAUUUCUUUUAUGCUUCUAUUCUCUUGACUUUUUAUGACAAUCCUUUUCUCUCUGUUUCAACAUUUUUACAGCUGGAAGAGAAGGAUGAAGUAAUUGAGGCUAAAGAAGAACAGAUUCGUGAUAUGCGCAACCGACUGGAACAGACCAGGAAGAUGAAUGACGCCCUGCGUAAUUUGAUGGAGAGGGACCCAGAAGAGAAGACAGUAAGUUUGAUAUCUUAUAAGCUUGCGCUGCUUUAA
This is a messenger RNA of Protopolystoma xenopodis, 255 nucleotides long. NCBI's taxonomy places the organism in Eukaryota, Metazoa, Platyhelminthes, Monogenea, Polystomatidea, Polystomatidae. The record is from the annotation of a GenBank genome assembly.